CAGACUCAGUUUGGACAUUCAGUUGGUGAUUUUUGCUCUGUCUUCCUCUGCCGAUCAGGUUUUGUUCAAAUUUUAGUCCAUUGAAAUGGGUGAUAAGUCUAGUGUCAUCACUGAAGUUUUUCCAGUCAUGUCAAAAAUCACAGAGAGGAAACUUAAUUCCUCUAAUUAUCUGGAAUGGGUUACGACUAUUAAACUAUAUCUCCGAAGUACUGACAAGGACGAUCAUAUGACUGAUGAUCCUCCUAAGGAUGCAACUACUAAGAAAGUGUGGUUGAGGGAUGAUGCUCGACUAUUCCUCCAAAUCCGGAACUCAAUUGAUGGGGAUGUGCUUGGGUUAGUUGGCCAUUGUGAAACAGUUAAAGACUUGAUGGAAUAUUUGGAAUUUCUAUAUUCAGAUUCUGUAAAUGAGGGGGAGGGUUCUGGUGACAUUUUAUUUUACACUACCUCUAGUGCUACAAUGCCCUCUACUGGUGUGCCUCCCAUCAUUCAGGUUUACUCCCGCAGGAAAAAACCAGUUGCACCUUCAGUUGUCCCUGAAUCUCUUCCUGCCACAUUGACUGAUCAACCACCUACCCCUACACCAGUCUCACGCCCUGAGUCAAGCACUUCGUCGUUGGAUCCUGAUCAUGCUGAUGAUCUACCCAUCGCUUUGCGUAAAGGUAAGCGGUCCUGCACCUACCCUGUUUCUAAUUGUGUCUCUUAUGCUCAUUUGUCUUCUACUGCUUGUGCACUCACCUCUUCUCUAGAUUCUGUCCCCCUUCCUAAAACUGUCAGAGAAGCACUCUCUCAUCCUGGAUGGCGUACUGCCAUGAUAGAAGAGAUGAAAGCCUUGGAGCAAAAUCAUACUUGGAGUCUAGUUUCAUUGCCUAUUGGCAAGAAAUCUAUUGGUUGCAAGUGGGUCUUCUCUAUUAAGGUUAAUCCAGAUGGGUCUGUGGCUCGCCUCAAAGCUCGAUUAGUGGCCAAAGGAUAUGCUCAAACCUAUGGUGUGGAUUAUGAUGAGACUUUCUCUCCGGUUGCCAAGCUCACUUCUGUUCGCUUUGUCAUCUCUAUGGCUGCGUGUCAUGAUUGGC
This is a messenger RNA of Cuscuta campestris, 1070 nucleotides long. The record is from the annotation of a GenBank genome assembly. NCBI's taxonomy places the organism in Eukaryota, Viridiplantae, Streptophyta, Magnoliopsida, Solanales, Convolvulaceae.